AUGGGUCUGUUCAAGAAAUCCGACAAGUCGGACGGCGACGACGACUCCAACCGCCGCGCUCUCUUCGGCCGGUCAAAAACCAAGAGCCCUCAGGAAAAUACAAACCCAUAUGCCCAGCCUAUUCCAACCGAUUCCUACACCAGGGCCAAGCAAAGUAUCGGCAUGGCUCCCCCACCACCAGGCGGUUUUAACAACGGACCUUCGCCCUCCCCCGGCUCAGGCCCUCAUAGCAUUCCCUCAGACAGCAAGUACUCUGGCUAUGCUCCCAACACCUACGGCAACCAGGGAGGAUAUGGCGGCGACCGGUUCGGGAGCGGGAGCGGAAGCACUGGGGCCGGAACUCCAUCCCGGUAUGGAGCAGGUGGCUACGGUGGGCUGGGUAAUGCUGAUCCCAAUGAGCCUUCUGAUGCCGCCCGGAAUGAACUUUUUGGGGGUGCGCGAAACCGCCAGCAGUCAGGGAACAAUCAUCCGGGCAGCGCGCCGCCGCCCUACAGCCCGGGGCAGGAGGGCCAGGAGGGCCAACCGACCUACGGUGGCGGCAGCAAUGAGUACAGCAUGGCUACAUUUGAAGACCGCCAGCUCACGGCCGAGGAACUAGAGGAGGAGAGUAUCCAGGCCACCAAGCAGGAAAUGCGCCACAUUAAGCAGGGUGACAUUUCAUCAACCCGGAAUGCUCUGCGGGUGGCAGCGCAAGCUGAAGAGACGGGUCGCCAGACACUCGCUCGUCUGGGCGCUCAGGGUGAAAUGAUCCACGAUGCGGAGGGCAGCCUGGACGCAGCCAAGUUGCAGGGUCAUCUGGCCGAGGACAAGGCCCGGGAACUUAAGAGACUGAACCAGAGUAUGUUCAGGCCGCACAUGAGCAACCCGUUUACCAAGCGAGCGCGUGAAGAGGAAGCCAUGCGCAAGAGUACUUUCCGUGACAUUGAGCGUGAAGCUGGACGGGCCGGCAAGCCUAAGAAGGCUAGCGUAACGGAGCGUGCGAAGUAUCAGUUUGAGGCUGAUAGCGAGGAUGAGGCUAUGGAAGAUGAGAUUGAACAGAACCUGGAUCUUCUGAGUGGCGCUGCGGGCCGACUGAAUGGCCUAGCGAAAGCCACUGGGCGCGAACUUGAUGAACAAAAUAGACAUCUUGAGCGCAUUACUGGCAAGAGCGAUUACGUCGACGACCAAAUUGCCAUGAACCGUGCCAAGUUGGACCGGAUUCGUUAG
Penicillium chermesinum is the source of this 1206-nucleotide messenger RNA. Its product is annotated as putative plasma membrane SNARE protein (Sec9). Bases 1 to 1206 code for a protein of 401 amino acids. The transcript has 3 exons. Gene Ontology annotation, cellular component: SNARE complex; plasma membrane. NCBI's taxonomy places the organism in Eukaryota, Fungi, Ascomycota, Eurotiomycetes, Eurotiales, Aspergillaceae. The record is from RefSeq and is a predicted model, not a curated record. Gene Ontology annotation, molecular function: SNAP receptor activity; syntaxin binding. Gene Ontology annotation, biological process: exocytosis; vesicle fusion.